AUGAACGGUGUGAUAUGGAAUAAGAUGAAGAAGACUUUCAUGCCGAUUUCUAGCGUGCCGGUGUAUGCCAUGCUUCAACAAGAACGUCUUAGACAAAGUCGAAUAUUGGAAACCCAUAAUUUUCAAAAGCAAAACUUAACUCUAACGUCUUUCCAGGAAUCACAUUUUUUCGAAUUUUAUGACAAUGAUACGAAAGUUACAGGAUUAUGCGGUGAAUUAUGGAAUCUUCUCUCUGAAAAAUUAAACUUUACAUUACAGCCAAUAAGAUCAAAUGAAACCGGUGUAGGUGCACAAGAUAAAAAUCUUACUUAUUCAUACGGAUUAUUAAGUGUAAUUCUGCGUAACAGAACUAUGGCAAUACCAAAACUCGAAACGUAUAGUGUUCGGCUUCUGGCUGCUGAUUUUACAAUGCCUUUAUGGAUGAAUAGCCAACGAUUAUAUAUUCAACAUGAGAUAAUACAUGAUAGCGCAUGGAUGGCAAAAGUAUUUUCCUGGAAAAUAUGGUGCUGUAUAUUAGUUACAUAUUUACUGCUGAGCGUAUGCAGUUUUUGGUCACAGAUUGUUCUCACACGGCUUGGAAAUAAUUACAAGCGCACAUCCAUUGGCGAUCAUAUUUUUUAUAAUUUUGGAAUGAUAUGUAAUCAAAACAAUAUCCCCGAUAUUCUUGUUGGAAGAUCGAAAAUAUUAGAAGUUUCGCUGGGCCUUUUUUGUUCUCUAUUGUACAUGGCAUUUGGCGCCGUAUUAUUUAUUUUUAUAACAAAAAGAGUUAAUGUUAUACCACCAUUUCAUAAUCUGGAGUCUUUGAGGACUGAUACUACAUAUAACGUUGUCGUUUUGAAAAGUUCUAUGGGAGAUAUCGUGUUUCAGAAAAGUGUGGAUCAAGAGUUUGUGCAAAUAAAAAUGGCAAAACGCGUUAACAUUGCAUUAACAGCCGAACAAAUGUACAAAAUGGCAUGUGGAAAAAGUACAAAGAAGUAUAUUAUGUUACAAGGUGAGGACGAGCACAAAACGAGAGAUAAAAUAUGUCAUACGAUUCCAAUUGGGCCAUCGUACGCGAAAAUAUGGAUAGCUUCGGGCAUCAUAAAGAAUUUCAAGUAUAAGAGGACUUUCGAUCUCGGGAUACUCAAAUUGAAGGAAAUUGGAUUGUGGGAUAUAUUAAAAGAUCGUUGGUUAUAUGAAAAAUUCUUAUCGCAGGAUAUCGAUAAUAGACCGAAAGGAAUUGGAUUGGAUCAAAUUUUCUUAAUAAUUUUAAUGAUGUGCUGCGGAAUAAUAACAGCUCUUAUUAUUUUUGUAAUCGAGAAAAUUGUGUACGCUUACAAAUUUAAACUAUCCGUACAGAACAUUUUUGUGAAACAAACAUUAUUCCCGACUACGUUAUUAUCAUUCAAAACAAUGAACGGUGUGAUAUGGAAUAAGGUAAGGACUUUCGUGCCGAUUUCUAGUGUGCCGAUGUAUGCUAUGCUUCAAGAAGAACGUCUUAGACAAAGUCGAAUAUUGGAAACCCAUAAUUUUCAACUGCAAAACUUGACUCUAACAUCCUUUCAGGAACCAUAUUUUUUCGAAUUUUAUGACAAUGAUACGAAAGUUACAGGAUUAUGCGGUGAAUUAUGGAAUCUUCUCUCUGAAAGAUUGAACUUUACAUUACAGCCAAUAAGAUCAAACGAAACCGGUUUAGGUGGACGAGAUAAACUUACUCUUAAUUAUCCACACGGAUUAUUAAACGUAAUUCUGCGUAAUAGAACUAUGGCAAUACCAAAACUCGAAACAUAUACUUCUCGGCUCGUGGCUGCUGAUUUUACAAUGCCUUUCUGGAUGAAUAGCCAACGAUUAUAUAUUCAUCAUGAGGCAGUAUAUGACAGUACAUGGAUGGCAAAAGUAUUUUCCUGGAAGAUAUGGUGCUGUAUAUUGGUUACAUAUUUACUGUUGAGUGUAUGCAGUUUUGGGUCACAGAUUAUUCUCGCACGGUUUGGAAAUAAUUACAGAUAUGCAUCCAUUGGGGAUCACAUGUUUUAUAUCUUUGGAAUGAUAUGUAAUCAAAGCCAUAUUCUUGUUGGAAGACCGAAGAUAUUAGAAUUAUCGCUGGGUUUUUUUUGUUCUGUAUUGUACAUGGCAUUUGGCGCUGUAUUAUUUAUUUUUAUAACAAAAAGAGUUAAUGUUAUUCCACCAUUUCAUAAUCUGGAUUCUCUGAGGACCGAUACUACAUAUAAUAUUGUUAUUUUGAAAAAUUCUCUUGGAAAUAUCGCAUUUGAGAAAAGUCCGGAACAAGAGUUUGUGCGAAUAAGAAUGGUAAAACGCGUUAACAUUGCAUUAACAGCCGAACAAAUGUAUAAAAUGGCGUGUGAUAUAAAGAAAGGUACAAAGAAGUAUAUUAUAUUCCAAGGUGAAGACGAGUACAAAACGAGAGAUAAAGUUUUAUGUCAUACGAUCCCAAUUGGGAUAUCGUACAUGAAGAUGUGGAUAGCUUCAGGCAUUGUAAAAAAUUUCAAAUAUAAAAGAGCUAUCGAUCUCGGAAUACUCAAAUUAAAGGAAAUUGGAUUUUGGGAUGUAUUGAGAGAUCGUUGGUUGUACGAAAGAUUAUCACUGCGCAGCGAAAUACCGGAAGCAAUUGGGAUGGAUCAAGUUUUCUUAAUAAUUUUAAUGAUGUGUUGUGGAGUAAUAAUAGCUCUUAUUAUUUUUGUUAUUGAGAAACUCGUGUAUGUUUAUAAAUUUAAACCA
Pogonomyrmex barbatus (red harvester ant) is the source of this 2715-nucleotide messenger RNA. RefSeq names its product glutamate receptor 2-like. Lineage: Eukaryota; Metazoa; Arthropoda; Insecta; Hymenoptera; Formicidae. The record is from RefSeq and is a predicted model, not a curated record.